UGUCAACAUCCCCUUGAGUAAAACUCCAUCAUGUCGUCCAUCCCUAUUACACAGAGUGCAGCAGUGCUUGAGCAGCACGGCAAGCCUCUCGUUGUUGUUAAAGACAGACCCAUUCCAGAAGCCAUUCCUGGAAGUAUUGUUGUCAAAGUCCUCGCCACGCCACUCUCGCGUUACGCAAAAACCGCAUUCGACGGCACAAUCUCUGCUCCCCUCCUCGAUCCGCCCUUUGUCCCAUGCCCGAGAACUCUCGGGUACGUGCACAAGGUUGGCAGUGGCACCACAUCCUUCGAGGAGGGGGAUUUGGUGCAUGUCGAGCCUGUAGUCACGGCUCGCGAUGAUCCGAACGUAUUCAUCAUGCAAGGCCACGUCAAGGGACCGCCUGGCGAUAAGACCGACAGAUUGGCCGAAGGAGAGUUUCGCGACGGUGCUCUUCAGCAGUAUCAGCGCGUUCCACUCGAAACCGCAUACCGUAUAGACGAGAAACUCAUCAGAGAGUUAGGCGUCGACCUGAUCAACCUCGUCUCCAUUAGCACGUUUUCUCCAGCCGCCGGGGCUAUCUUUGAGUCAGCGAAGCUCAAGGUCUGCGAUACAAUCAUCAUUGGGCCAUCAGGCGGAUCGUUUGGUGGAAGUGCUGUUGAGUUGGCCUUGGCAGUAGGAGCAAACGUCGUUGCGCUUGGACGAAAUGCAGAGUUGCUACAAGCCAUGAAGCAGAGCUUAAAAUCUUCUCGGCUUAGCACCGUUCUCAUGACGGGUGACAUCGAUACCGAUGCCGCUGCCAUUCUCGCGGCCACACCUGGCGGUGGAGGGGCGGACAUUUACAAUGAUUGGUCUCCAGGCGGCGUCACCGUCGCUCCCUUUCUGCCAUCGGCUAUUCGCGCACUCAAGCCAGGCGGGCGGAUCGUAGUCAGCGGUGGAGCUUACGGCUUCUUGGAGAUCCCGUAUAUAUCAAUGGUGUUCAGUAGGCUGUCGGUCGAAGGCUCGUUCAUGUGCAACCGCGAGUCUAUGAUAAGACUGAUUCAUAUGAUUGAAUCAGGGCAGCUUGAUAUCAGCACUGGAAGUGGUACUCAGGUUCGAAAGUUUGGACUCGAGGAGAUUGGCAAGGCCACCGAAAUUACUGAGGAAACAACUCGAUGGAGGAGCCACACUGUUGUGACUCCUAAUCAGGUCGACUAGCAGCUUCAUGGUGUUUAGCAUCACCUUCAGAGUCUUAGGCUUGAUUGAAACAAUUUCAUUUUCAUCCAGACGACUUCCAUGUCCUGAGAAGAUUAAGAAUGGCAGCUCUUAUACACAGAGAAGAG
This is a messenger RNA of Colletotrichum acutatum, 1298 nucleotides long. Its product is annotated as chaperonin 10-like protein. Gene Ontology annotation, molecular function: oxidoreductase activity. The record is from RefSeq and is a predicted model, not a curated record. Gene Ontology annotation, cellular component: mitochondrion. Bases 31 to 1173 code for a protein of 380 amino acids. Lineage: Eukaryota; Fungi; Ascomycota; Sordariomycetes; Glomerellales; Glomerellaceae. The transcript has a single exon.